Molecule: messenger RNA, 357 nt
Organism: Musca vetustissima
Lineage: Eukaryota; Metazoa; Arthropoda; Insecta; Diptera; Muscidae
Exons: 1
Coding region: 1-357 (118 amino acids)
Source: RefSeq, a predicted model, not a curated record
AUGAAAUUCCUGCAAAGUGCUGUGUUCGUUUUACUAUUUACAAUCUGUUACCUCGAUUUGUGUUCGACAUUAUUUUUUAAGCCAUGGAUAAAGAGUUUAAGGAAGUCUGUGGGAUAUGGCAACACUGGACGUUAUUAUGGUUAUCAAAAUCCCUAUUACGGUUACAAUAGUAAUUAUUACAAUUAUGGUUAUUUUGGCAGCGGCGGUGGAGGAGGUUAUAAUAGACCCGGCAGACGUCCUGGUGGCAAACGUACUGGUCGCACUUAUUCCGACAUUGCAAGAGUAGUAAAUCCAAAUCCAUAUGCUUUUGUCGGUCAACGACCAUAUCCAGCACAACCAUUUUAUCCUAUCGGUUAA